Phytophthora sojae is the source of this 690-nucleotide messenger RNA. RefSeq lists its product as hypothetical. Lineage: Eukaryota; Oomycota; Peronosporomycetes; Peronosporales; Peronosporaceae. The transcript is spliced from 2 exons. The coding region runs from base 1 to 690 and encodes 229 amino acids. The record is from RefSeq and is a predicted model, not a curated record.
AUGGUCAAGACACCGCGAAGCGGAAGCCCGGCGACGGCCGGAGGGAGGGCGCGGCCGAGAAGCGCGGACGCGGCGACGAAGGCGACGGCCAACACGCCACGCUCAGUGAAGUUCGACCGAGUCGGCGAUCGUGAUCAUGGAAGUGGGGUUGACGAUGAUAGAAGUGCAGAUGAAGUGGAGAUGAAGGGCCCAGCGCCGAAGCUGGAGGAUGAAGACGUUGACGAGCUAACGGUUGUCGUCGGGAAGUCGGGUGCUCCGCGCCCGAUCGCUCGCCGGCUUGAUGCAGAGCUCGGUGAAGUUACUCCGGCCCAGGUUCUGGUGCCCGAUGAGCGGCCGAUCACAGGAAAUCGGCCGCCGGUGAACGGAGAUACUCCGAAUGCGUACAAGAUACUGGGACAAAAAGAAGUCGGCGGUGCCAAGUGGGUGACACUCGAGAGAGAGCUGGCGUCUCCGAUCGACAGCUCCACCCUGUUCCAAUUCAGCAAGCAGACCAAGCGUCUACUGGUGGCGAUGGGCUUCGAGUGUACCAGCGUCCCGUCGAAUGUAGCUCUGGAAGUCUGGGAGCUCGCCAAGAUAAGCGCCGAGCUGACCAAGUGGAAGCGCAAAUGUGGUAAGAAGAUCCGCUCAAGAAUGGUCUUGAUGGAACUGGAUCCGCCAGUUGACCCGGUAAUGGGAUCCGGCAGUUGGUGA